GCUGUCGCACGAUACAGAGAUCCGGCUCAUAAUCCAGAACAUAGCUCGAGCGUGCGAGAAUCGUCUGUUUAGUUUAAUUGAGAAGUAAGGAAAACUAGGAGAUGACUCAAUCGAUUAGAUAUGCAUCAGCUAGUGAAACUGGUCUCGAUGGACCUGAUCAGGUGCUACCUGCGGACGUAGAUACUACAUGUAACGUCGAUGGCAAAGUACGAAUAAAAUUAGAUAGCAAUGAACUUAAUUCAUAUAUGCCUGUAUCAAUCCCUGGAGUUUUAACUAGAACAGCAAAGCUUUAUUCUGACCAUAUAGCAUUGGUAUCUGCACCUGAUGCCAACGGCAAAAGAACCACAUAUACCUUCCAAGAAUACGAGUCUAUUGUAAAAACCGUCGCAAAAGCAUUUCUGAAGCUGGGUUUGGAGCGAUAUCAUAGCGUUUGCAUAAUGGGGUUCAACAGUCCAGAAUGGUUCAUUACCGAACUUGCGACUAUAUAUGCUGGUGGAUUAGCUACAGGGAUUUAUACUACAAAUUCUCCAGAGGCGUGCCAAUAUUGUGCUGAACACAGCAGGGCAAAUAUAAUAGUCGUUGAAGAUGAGAAACAAUUGCAAAAAAUCUUGCAAAUAAAACACAAUUUGCCUCACUUGAAAGCAAUUGUUCAAUAUGAUGGCAAACCUACCGAAAAGAAUAUUUUGAGUUGGAACGAUUUAUUGAACAUAGGUAAAACAGAAUCGGAGGAUAAAUUAUCAUAUGUAUUAAAGACGAUAGCAGUAAACGAAUGUUGCAUUUUAGUAUAUACGUCAGGAACAGUUGGAAAUCCAAAAGCUGUAAUGUUAAAUCAUGAUAAUAUAUUACAUGGCAUACGCGCAGUAACAUCAACGUUACAAAUAAAAGAAAAAUCAGAAGUUAUAGUUAGCUACUUGCCAUUAUCUCAUGUUGCAGCACAGUUAAUUGACGUCAUAGCAAACAUUAUGUUAGCGACUACAGUGUGCUUUGCAGAUUCAGGUGCAUUAAAGGGUACAUUAUUAAAUACAUUACUUGUGGCACAACCGACUAUUUUCCUGGGAGUGCCUAGAGUAUGGGAAAAGAUAUAUGAAAAGAUGCAAGAAAAAGCAAAAAAUAAUGGUGUAAUAAAAACGUGGAUUGCUAAAUGGGCAAAAGCACAAGGUCUUCAUUACUACACAAAUAAAAUAAAUGGCAUAGAUUACAAACAUUGGGGCUACGUCUUUGCAAAAUGGCUUGUUUUCGACAAAGUCAAGACAGCAUUGGGUUUAAACAAAUGUCACAUGUUCAUUACCGCAGCAGCACCCUUGAAUAUCGAUAUUAAAAAAUAUUUCUUAAGUUUAGACGUAUCUAUAUUAGAUGUAUAUGGAAUGUCUGAAAGUACUGGACCUCAUACAAUAACCGACUGUAAAGAAUACAACCUGCAUAGUGUAGGAAGACCUAUGUCUGGAGUAUAUACAAAAUUAGAUAAUAUAGAUGAACAUGGUGAGGGAGAGGUUUGUAUGAGUGGACGACAUAUAUUUAUGGGUUAUUUAAAUGCACCAGAAAAAACUGAAGAAGCCAAAGAUAAAAACGGCUGGUUACAUAGUGGUGACCUUGGCAAAUUCGAUUCAAAAGGGAAUUUGUUUAUUACUGGUAGAAUAAAAGAACUUAUAAUCACAAGUGGAGGAGAAAAUGUGGCACCGUAUAAUAUAGAACAAUCGAUAUUAUCUGAAUUACCAUAUUUAAGUAAUGUUAUGGCAGUUGGAGAUAAAAGGAAAUAUUUAACAGUCCUUGUCACGCUUAAGAGUAAUAUUAAUGAAGAAACUGGUGCGCCGUUAGAUACGCUGACGCCAGAUGUAUUAAAAUGGGCACAAUCUAUUGGUAGUAGUGCCAAAACGAUUACAGAAGUCAUAAGCUCUCGUGAUGUAGCAAUAUAUGAAGAAAUCAAUGAGGCAAUUAAAAGAUCAAAUAUGCAAGCUGUAAGUAAUGCUCAAAAAGUACAAAAAUUCGAAAUUCUUCCUCAUGAUUUUUCGAUUCCAACUGGCGAAUUAGGACCCACGUUAAAACUUAAAAAGAAUGUAGUUCAAAAAAUGUAUGCUGAUUUGAUAGAUAAAAUGUAUGAAUAAACUAUUCACGCUACCUAAUAAAUUCCGACUAACAAUAAUA
Molecule: messenger RNA, 2142 nt
Organism: Acromyrmex echinatior (Panamanian leafcutter ant)
Lineage: Eukaryota; Metazoa; Arthropoda; Insecta; Hymenoptera; Formicidae
Product: long-chain-fatty-acid--CoA ligase ACSBG2
Cellular component (GO): endoplasmic reticulum; membrane
Molecular function (GO): long-chain fatty acid-CoA ligase activity
Source: RefSeq, a predicted model, not a curated record